AUGUUGCGCUUGAGACAUGCUUUCAAUACUAUAAGGAUUAUUCAAAGUAGUCGAUUACUAAGCGAUAGUACACAAUUUGUGGAUACAACAUACAUGGAAAUUCCAAUCUACAAUGUUGAAAAGCCACAGUCAUUAGAAAAAAGAAAGGCGAGACUUCACUAUCAAUCCCGGAAAAGAGGUAUGCUUGAAAAUGAUCUACUUUUAAGCACCUUUGCUAAGAAAUACUUAGAUGGGUUCUCGGAGGAACAAACCAUAUUGUAUGACAGGCUUAUAAAUUCACCAAGCAAUGAUUGGGAUAUUUUCUACUGGAUUGUACAAAAGCAGCCAACUCCAAAGGAAUUUGAUAAUGAAAUUAUGGAUUUACUUAAAAAACAUGCUAAGAAUGAAGACCGUAUUGCUUUGUCACAGCCACCCCUACAUUAG
This is a messenger RNA of Pieris macdunnoughi, 423 nucleotides long. The record is from the annotation of a GenBank genome assembly. NCBI's taxonomy places the organism in Eukaryota, Metazoa, Arthropoda, Insecta, Lepidoptera, Pieridae.